GAGGUGCGCGCAACCGAUGUCAGCUCUCAGGUCUCAGAGGAGGGCGCCAAAUAGGAAGAACGGCAGAUGCGUAAUAAAAUCCAUCCAUUCGGGUAUGCCUCUAAUCACAACAAACCGCAUCACAACUCCUUCUCUUCUUUACGUUCACCUAUGAGUGACCCAUCGAGACGGAGCAUCGCGUCGCCUGGACAAAGACAAAGGCUGAAAACAUGGAGGCAGACAGUGUGAGCAUAUGGCCACGCAUGGAACCCUUCUUACUGGGUGCCCUGCAGGUGGCUCCCUCCUCCAAACUCAGCCUGCACUAUCUUCGUAAGAUGGCGAUCUACGUGCGAACACGGGACGGAUGCUUCCCCAUUUUGGGCUGGCCCAUGUGGAAGCAUAUUGCCUGUGGAAAGCUACAGCUUCCAGAAGACCUCGCAUGGCUCUACUUUGAGACCUUUGACCUUCUUGUAGGCCACACACCAGAGGAGAGGCUGGAGUGGGCAGAGUGUCUUUCCCAGUGCUCUUCUAAAAGCGAGCUGGACCAACAAAGGAACAAGUUGUCUGUGGACACAGUGCAGUUCCUCCUCUUCCUCUACAUCCAGCAGCUGAACCGCAUGUCUCUGCGCACCUCUCUGAUCGGUGAAGAGUGGCCCAGUCAUCGCACUCGCUCCCCCUCUCCGUCAGACCGAGAGGCCAAGACCAGCUCCCAGAACAAGAACUGGGACGAUCAGGCCCACCUGUCAUUUGUGCAAAGCCAUCUAGCUGAGAUUCUGGAGCUGCUGGUGGAGCCGGGCCAACUGUCCCAGUCUGGACAGGCCCUCAGAGAUUGCCAGAUAUCUCUGGAGGCUGUGCGGAGCUUGGGCCUGCUCUUGGAGGGCUCCGCCUGCCACAGCCGAGCCGUUCAGCCCGUCCACAGGCUGCUGACCAAAGGUCUACUCCAGGCGCAGUCCGGCUACUCCACGCUCAGCCGCUCCUUCGCCCUGCACAAGCUGCUCUCGUGUCUCCAGCACAGCCUCACACUCAACCCCUUUGGGAUGACUGCCUGCCUGCGAUCAGGCAAGAAACUAGCCUGGGCUCAACAAGUGGAGGGGACCAUGAAGAGAGCCAAGAUAGCCCGGAACACCCACAUGGCUCCACCUGGCAGUAAGAUGGUGCUGAUGUCGCAGGUCUUCAAACAGACCCUGGCGAAAACCUCCGACAAGCUGACCGGUGCCAACAUCAAAAUCCACAGAUGCUCCGACUCCUUCAUAUACCUCCUCUCCCCCCUCAGAUCCGUCAGCGUGGACAAAUGCCGGGACUGCACACUGGUUCUGGGCCCUGUUGAGACCAGCGUCCACAUCCACAGCUGCCAGAACCUGCGGGUGGUGUGCGUGGCCGGCAGGAUCGCCGUCGGAGUCUCCUCCCAUUGCACCAUCCACGCCUUGACGCCCACCUACCCCUUGCUCCUACCCGGAAACACGGACCUUACCCUGGCGCCUUACCACACCUUCUACCCCUCCCUGGAGGAUCACAUGGCCAGCGUGGGGCUGGCCGUGGUCCCCAACGCCUGGGAUCGACCCUUGCUCCUCGGGGCCGAGGGCCUCGCCAACCCCUCGCCCAACGCGUCCUCCAACCCGGACCCCGCCUGCUACCGGCUGCUGCCCCCGGCCGAGUUCCACACGCUGGUUGUGCCUUUCCAGAUGGAGGGCGACACGUGCGAGGUGCCGGGAGGGUUGCCUCCUCCGUACCAGGCAGCGGUGGACGAAAAGCAGAAGAGGAUACAGAACUGGCAGAAGACUGUGAUGGCUGCCCGGCUGAACAAGGAGCAGAAGCGGCAGUUCCAGGAGUUGGUGGAGGUCAAGUUCCACGAAUGGCUUCUGGCAACAGGGCACAGGCAGGAACUCGACAGCCUCAUCCCACCCACGAUGGCCUCUUUAAAGGACUCCAACGGGCCGGCAACGGACACGACACGAGUCAACGAUACCAGACAUAUUAGGAGUGGACAGGCGGUGGGACGGUCACCGAUGGCUUGUUGAAUGUUAGCCUUGUUUGGAGCUUAAUGGAGCUGGAGCGUCUUACUGACGCUUACUGACAUUUGGAGCUCCUGUAAGUUCAAAAACAAACCGACGAGUGCGUUUAGUGCCAGUAUUAUUGUACAGUAUGCUUGUGGUUAUUUACAGCUCACUCUGGUAAGUCUGGAGCUGUCUGAUUCAGCUCUAUUUUCUUUUUUUUUUUUGCAACGCUGAAAGACUGUGUGGGCUGCUUUACAAGUCCUUAAGAAAAAGGCAGCUAUGUCCAAGCCAAGUAUGGAGUGGAUUGGCAUGUUGUAAAACAACAUUGCAAGCACCACUUCCUUUGAGGAGAGCUUUAGGCACAGGUACACAGGGUGUAGCAUUUGUGAAGUCGCCACAGGCUUCUAAAGGGACCUUUUGAAAAAGGCUUAGAUUUGAGUUUACAGCUGAAAAUCUGUAGCUGGCGGAGAUUAAAUUUGGCGCAGCCGAGGGAGGGACGAGGCACUGAUUGACUUUCUGCUGAGAAACCUGUCUGUUUAUGCCCUAAAAACGUGUUCUCUUGACGCACCAAUAGCUCUUCACUUCACUUUUUGCGUCGGAUGUUUUGGAGUCGGCAUUUAGUGGCCAUUACAGGAGCUUAAACUUAAAGCACUUGCGAUUUGGUAUCGUCUGCACUCUGCUUCAGGGGAAGCCGUGGCUCGCGUUCCUGGAGAGCCAUGACUGCUGUAAACACUUGGGCUCUCUUUCUAUACAGCCGGGAGAGAUUGUCAACAUUUCUUCCCAAACUGGGCCCAGCCUACAUAUGUACAUGCUAUUUUCUGGAAGAAAAAAAAAAAAUAAGUGCAUUAAAAGAUAGAGAAUGUAGAUGCUAAAUAACUCUAGCAAUUUGGAUAUGGACCUUUUUCACAGCAGACAUUUUUGACUUGUCAUAGUAGGAAAAGCACAGCUGAAACUGAUAACCUUAACGAUGGCUCAGUUCCAUCAAGUGUC
This is a messenger RNA of Perca fluviatilis (European perch), 2963 nucleotides long. RefSeq names its product TBCC domain containing 1 (gene tbccd1). Lineage: Eukaryota; Metazoa; Chordata; Actinopteri; Perciformes; Percidae. Gene Ontology annotation, cellular component: spindle pole centrosome. The transcript has 9 exons. Gene Ontology annotation, biological process: maintenance of centrosome location; maintenance of Golgi location. Bases 210 to 1997 code for a protein of 595 amino acids. The record is from RefSeq and is a predicted model, not a curated record.